Messenger RNA from Mesocricetus auratus (golden hamster), 8456 nucleotides. It is a transcript of the gene Col5a1, whose product is annotated as collagen type V alpha 1 chain. Lineage: Eukaryota; Metazoa; Chordata; Mammalia; Rodentia; Cricetidae. The record is from RefSeq and is a predicted model, not a curated record. Gene Ontology annotation, molecular function: extracellular matrix structural constituent. The transcript has 65 exons. The coding region runs from base 346 to 5523 and encodes 1725 amino acids.
GGCUGGCGCAGGACCUCACUUCAGCUGAGCGCCCACGGGGAGCGGGUCGCGGGGCGGCAGCGGCGAGGAGGCCAAGGGACUAGGAGGAGGAGGACAGGGCGCGUGCUAGCAGCCAGUGAGGGGGUCCAGGCCAUCCCGGGCCAUAGUUGAUCCCCGCGCCGUGGGCGAGCGCGCCCGUCGCCCCUUCCAGGACAGCCACCGCCGCGGGGGAGAUCGGGCGGGCGCCGAGAUUCCUAUGACUCCCUGAAGUUGUCUCGCUCCCCUCUGCGUCCGCCACCCGGGCCGUGUCCCUGGUCCCUGUGCAUCGCGUGAGCCCCGCUCCCCGGCCCGCGCACCCCUGCUGGCAUGGACGUACACACCCGCUGGAAAGUUGCCCGCCCGGGCGCCCCGCUGCUGUCCCCGCCGCUGCUCCUGCUCCUGCUGCUGCUGUGGGCGCCGCCUCCGAGCCGCGCAGCUCAGCCAACAGAUCUUCUGGAGAUGCUAGAUUUUCACAAUUUGCCCUCAGGGGUAACGAAAACCACGGGUUUCUGUGCCACUCGACGGUCUUCCAGAGGGCCGGACGUUGCCUACCGAGUCUCUAAAGAUGCACAACUCAGCAUGCCCACCAAGCAGCUGUACCCUGAAUCCGAUUUUCCUGAGGACUUCUCCAUCCUGACUACCGUGAAAGCCAAGAAAGGCAGCCAGGCCUUCCUGGUCUCUGUUUACAAUGAGCAGGGCAUCCAGCAGGUGGGGCUGGAGCUGGGCCGCUCCCCCGUCUUCCUCUAUGAGGACCACACAGGGAAGCCCGGGCCUGAGGAGUAUCCACUCUUCCCUGGCAUCAACUUGUCUGAUGGCAAGUGGCACCGAAUUGCUAUCAGUGUCUACAGGAAAAAUGUCACCUUGAUUCUCGACUGUAAAAAGAAGGUUAUGAAGUUCCUCAACCGCAGUGACCACCCCAUAAUAGAUGUCAAUGGCAUCAUCAUGUUCGGCUCUCGGAUUCUGGAUGACGAAAUAUUUGAGGGUGACAUCCAACAGUUGCUCUUCGUCUCCGACCACCGGGCUGCCUAUGAUUACUGUGAGCACUACAGUCCCGACUGCGAUACUGCAGUCCCUGACACACCUCAGUCACAGGACCCCAACCCAGAUGAAUAUUACCCAGAAGGCGAUGGUGAGACCUAUUACUACGAGUACCCAUAUUAUGAAGACCCUGAAGACCCGGGGAAGGAGCCUGCCCCUACGCAGAAGCCAGUGGAAGCUGCCAGAGAAACCACGGAGAUUCCUGAGGAACAAACCCAGCCCCCGCCAGAAGCCCCUACAGUGCCCGAGACCAGUGACACAGCCGGCAAGGAGGAUGAUCCAGGGAUUGGGGACUAUGACUACGUGCCCACUGAUGACUACUACACUCCCUCUCCCUAUGAAGACCUUGGCUAUGGCGAGGGUGUAGACAACCCUGACCAGCCCACCAACCCCGACUCAGGGGCCGAGAUUCCCACCAGCACCAUCGUUACCUCCAACACCUCCAAUCCAGCUCCGUCUCCAGGGGAAGACAAGGAUGACCUGGGUGGUGAGUUCACUGAGGAAACCAUCAAGAAUCUAGAGGAAAACUACUAUGACCCAUACUUCGACCCCGACUCCGACUCUAACGUCUCCCCAUCGGAGAUAGGGCCAGGCAUGCCGGCUAACCAGGACACCAUCUAUGAGGGGAUUGGAGGACCUCGAGGUGAGAAAGGACAAAAGGGAGAGCCAGCCAUCAUUGAGCCGGGCAUGCUGAUAGAGGGUCCCCCAGGCCCUGAAGGCCCUGCUGGUCUCCCGGGACCGCCAGGAACUACGGGCCCUACCGGCCAAGUGGGUGACCCUGGAGAAAGGGGUCCCCCUGGGCGCCCAGGUCUUCCUGGGGCUGAUGGCUUGCCUGGUCCUCCAGGAACCAUGCUCAUGCUGCCGUUCCGGUUUGGAGGCGGUGGUGAUGCUGGCUCUAAGGGCCCCAUGGUCUCUGCCCAGGAGUCCCAGGCCCAGGCUAUCCUCCAGCAAGCCAGGUUGGCACUGAGGGGACCAGCUGGUCCAAUGGGUCUUACCGGAAGACCCGGCCCCAUGGGUCCUCCUGGGAGUGGAGGCUUGAAGGGUGAGCCAGGGGACAUGGGACCUCAGGGCCCACGAGGUGUGCAAGGUCCACCUGGCCCAACAGGGAAGCCUGGAAGACGGGGCCGUGCUGGGAGUGAUGGAGCCAGAGGCAUGCCUGGACAAACAGGUCCCAAGGGUGAGCGUGGCUUUGAUGGCCUCGCUGGGCUGCCAGGAGAGAAGGGCCACAGGGGUGACCCUGGUCCUUCUGGCCCGCCUGGACUCCCAGGAGAUGAUGGAGAAAGGGGUGACGAUGGAGAAGUUGGGCCUAGGGGUUUGCCUGGGGAGCCUGGACCACGUGGUCUGCUUGGGCCAAAAGGGCCUCCUGGCCCUCCAGGACCUCCAGGUGUAACUGGUAUGGAUGGCCAGCCCGGCCCGAAAGGAAAUGUGGGUCCCCAGGGAGAGCCUGGGCCCCCCGGACAGCAGGGUAAUCCUGGUGCUCAAGGUCUCCCGGGCCCCCAGGGUGCCAUUGGUCCUCCAGGAGAAAAGGGUCCUUUGGGGAAACCAGGUCUCCCAGGAAUGCCCGGUGCUGAUGGACCCCCGGGGCACCCUGGCAAAGAAGGUCCUCCAGGAGAGAAAGGAGGCCAGGGUCCUCCUGGCCCCCAGGGUCCCAUUGGCUACCCAGGUCCUCGAGGAGUCAAGGGGGCAGAUGGCAUCCGAGGUCUGAAGGGCACCAAGGGCGAGAAGGGUGAAGAUGGCUUCCCUGGGUUUAAAGGCGACAUGGGAAUAAAGGGCGACCGGGGGGAGAUCGGCCCACCUGGUCCCCGAGGAGAAGAUGGUCCUGAAGGUCCAAAGGGUCGUGGUGGUCCCAAUGGUGACCCCGGUCCUCUGGGGCCUACUGGGGAGAAGGGAAAGCUCGGAGUUCCAGGAUUACCAGGGUACCCAGGAAGACAAGGGCCAAAGGGCUCUAUAGGAUUCCCUGGCUUCCCGGGUGCCAACGGAGAGAAGGGCGGCAGGGGGACACCUGGAAAGGCAGGACCGAGGGGACAGCGAGGCCCAACGGGUCCGAGGGGUGAAAGAGGCCCACGGGGCAUCACGGGGAAGCCUGGUCCUAAGGGUAACUCUGGAGGCGAUGGCCCAGCUGGCCCUCCUGGUGAGCGGGGACCCAAUGGACCCCAAGGACCCACAGGCUUCCCUGGACCCAAAGGCCCCCCUGGCCCACCAGGCAAGGAUGGACUCCCUGGACAUCCUGGGCAGAGAGGCGAGACCGGUUUCCAAGGCAAGACUGGCCCUCCAGGCCCCCCGGGAGUGGUUGGCCCUCAGGGUCCCACAGGAGAAACGGGUCCAAUGGGCGAGCGUGGCCACCCCGGCCCUCCAGGCCCCCCUGGUGAACAGGGCCUUCCAGGAGCUGCUGGAAAAGAAGGGACUAAGGGGGACCCAGGCCCUGCUGGCCUCCCUGGAAAGGAUGGCCCUCCAGGAUUGCGUGGAUUCCCUGGGGACAGAGGACUUCCCGGCCCCGUGGGAGCUCUUGGGCUAAAAGGCAGUGAAGGCCCCCCUGGCCCGCCAGGUCCUGCGGGUUCUCCAGGAGAGAGAGGACCAGCUGGUGCUGCGGGGCCCAUCGGAAUUCCAGGGAGACCUGGGCCUCAGGGACCUCCGGGGCCAGCUGGAGAGAAAGGGGUUCCUGGCGAGAAAGGUCCACAAGGCCCAGCUGGCCGAGAUGGCCUCCAAGGUCCUGUGGGGCUCCCUGGUCCAGCCGGCCCUGUGGGUCCUCCCGGAGAAGAUGGAGAUAAGGGAGAGAUCGGGGAGCCAGGGCAGAAAGGAAGCAAGGGGGACAAAGGCGAGCAGGGUCCUCCUGGACCUACAGGUCCGCAAGGCCCCAUUGGACAGCCAGGUCCCUCGGGAGCAGAUGGUGAGCCAGGUCCUCGUGGACAGCAAGGCCUGUUCGGGCAGAAAGGAGACGAAGGCUCAAGAGGUUUCCCAGGACCACCAGGACCAGUGGGAUUACAGGGUUUGCCAGGACCUCCAGGAGAGAAGGGUGAGACAGGAGAUGUGGGCCAGAUGGGACCUCCUGGCCCUCCAGGCCCCCGAGGACCCUCUGGAGCUCCAGGUGCUGAUGGGCCACAGGGUCCUCCCGGAGGAAUUGGCAACCCUGGUGCAGUAGGAGAAAAGGGGGAGCCUGGUGAAGCUGGAGAGCCUGGUCUUCCAGGAGAAGGAGGUCCCCUGGGACCUAAAGGAGAAAGAGGGGAGAAGGGAGAGGCUGGCCCCUCUGGUGCUGCUGGACCCCCCGGACCCAAAGGCCCUCCUGGAGAUGAUGGUCCCAAAGGCAGCCCUGGCCCUGUGGGCUUUCCUGGAGAUCCUGGUCCUCCUGGAGAGCCAGGCCCUGCAGGUCAAGAUGGUCCACCUGGAGACAAAGGGGAUGAUGGUGAACCUGGACAGACGGGAUCUCCAGGCCCUACUGGUGAACCUGGUCCAUCUGGACCUCCAGGAAAGAGGGGUCCCCCAGGCCCUGCAGGCCCUGAAGGCAGGCAAGGGGAGAAAGGAGCCAAGGGAGAAGCCGGCUUAGAAGGCCCUCCUGGGAAGACUGGCCCUAUUGGCCCCCAAGGGGCCCCUGGGAAGCCUGGCCCCGAUGGUCUUCGUGGGAUCCCUGGUCCUGUGGGUGAACAAGGCCUCCCAGGAUCCCCAGGCCCUGACGGCCCACCUGGCCCCAUGGGUCCUCCAGGACUCCCUGGACUCAAAGGAGACUCUGGUCCCAAAGGUGAAAAGGGCCAUCCAGGCCUGAUUGGACUCAUCGGACCUCCAGGUGAACAGGGUGAAAAAGGUGACCGAGGACUCCCAGGCCCCCAGGGCUCAUCUGGUCCCAAAGGAGAACAGGGUAUCACUGGUCCUUCCGGCCCACUUGGGCCUCCUGGGCCCCCUGGCUUGCCGGGCCCUCCAGGUCCCAAAGGUGCUAAAGGCUCUUCGGGUCCCACUGGCCCGAAGGGCGAAGCAGGCCACCCAGGACUCCCUGGCCCACCCGGCCCUCCAGGUGAGGUCAUCCAGCCCCUGCCAAUCCAGGCAUCCAGGACUCGGCGGAACAUCGAUGCCAGCCAGCUCCUAGAUGAUGGGGCUGGGGAGAGCUACGUGGACUAUGCAGAUGGCAUGGAGGAGAUCUUUGGCUCCCUCAACUCCCUGAAGCUGGAGAUUGAGCAGAUGAAACGGCCACUGGGCACACAGCAGAAUCCCGCCCGUACCUGCAAGGACCUACAGCUCUGCCAUCCUGACUUCCCAGACGGUGAAUACUGGGUCGAUCCCAACCAAGGGUGCUCCAGGGACUCCUUCAAAGUCUACUGCAAUUUCACAGCCGGAGGAUCCACGUGUGUCUUCCCUGACAAGAAGUCUGAGGGGAGUAAAAUGGCCCGCUGGCCCAAAGAGCAGCCUUCCACCUGGUAUAGUCAGUACAAACGGGGUUCCCUGGUCAGAGUUCCUUCCACCCUGGAAGUAGGUAGGUAGCUUCCCACUGAGAUUUAAGGCAUCCACAGCCAGAGGUGGGCGCUCCAGUAGAGCCACAUGCCGCUUACAGGCGGCACAGCCUGGCUGACGUGCCCAGGUCAGAGACACGCCUGCAUCCGUGGUCACAGCAGACGGGACGGUUCCCUGAGGGUUCUUCCAGGCCACUGCCGCUCACACCCUCUUCCUGGGCUGUGCAGGGCCCGCGGGAUCUGGCUGCUGUUGGCCUUGCAGUCCUCAGUUGCACCCCACAUAUAUUCAUUAGUCUGUGCUCAGCUUAUGGGAGGGGUAUCUCAGAACGCAGUCGCCUCGGAGGAGACAAGAUCUUAAAGUGUCAACCAGAAGGCUCUUGUGGCCAGCAUGGAGGCCAGGAACUUACUUCCGUUCACUGCUGUGAGACCAGUGCCCUCCCACUCAAAAGGGGACAUUUUCCCCAAGCACACUGAGCCUUCGCUGAAGUCAGCGCAAAGCCCUGUGACACCCUGCCAGACUCCGGGUUCCAGGUCCAGCCACACCUCAGCCCCUGGGUCCUUGCUCACACAAACCGCAUUUGGGCUUUCACUGCCUCUCAGUGCUGCAGCAGCCUCAGCCUCUAAUGAGCACAGAGCCGCGUGUUUUGGAGCAUUCGAUGGCUUCCGGGACCAUCCUGCCCUCCGCCAAGCCUCUGUCAUCCCCUAGCCUGGAGGCGUGCCUGGCUGUCUGUCAGGGUCCCGAGACACUAAACCUGUGCACAGAAGCUGCAGGCCUGUGCUCGUCUGGCUUCAGCCCCACAGCCUUCUCUUCCCUUGCUGGGAGCCGGGCGUCCUUGUCUGCUGUUUCCUCUCCUCUGCCUCCUUUGCUUUUUUCAGAAGAGAGCCGCUGGCACACAGAAGGACCUGUGGGGAGGGAGGCCCAGUGAGCAGUGACAGGAGACCUGAGGCAAGAAGGAGCUGUGGGGGUGAAACUGCCCAGGCCCGAGAUCCACGGGGUCCUGUAUGCCUGAGCUUGGCCUGGCUUCUCCCCUUCCCAAAUGGCUUCCACCUGAUGUAGUCCAGAUCCCCCAGGGGACGCCCACCCCAGUCACUAUCCUUGUGAAGGAGCUAUGGCCCUAGAAUAGCCAUAUCUAGGCAGCCCCCUCUGACCUUUAUCCUGAGUUGGCUGCCAGGGACAGAGGUGCAGGGAUCAUCCAAGGCAAACCAAUUUACCUCUAGGCUCCACUGCCUGAUUCCUAGCUCCCAGUAAGAACCACAGUAACGGGGGGGAGGGCUUGGGGAGGAAUCCCUUUCUGAGCUGCCCAAGAUGGCCGCUCACACUGAGAUGGCAGGGAAUCCUCUAGGGCAGGGCCACUUGAAGAUGCCAACCUUGGCUACUCCUGGAGCUCAGGGUCCUUCUGUGUCUGGUGCCAACCCUGCCUCUGCUGUGGCAUUUGUCCUUUCUUGAGUCAGUCAUGUGACCUCCCAGGAGCACCAGAUGCCCAGACCACCGGUUGGUAUGCGUUUUCCUCUGCAAUCUGACUAUGGGUUUUCUCAAGCUGUCUCCAGGGGAGGGAAGUUUGCUGACAGCUUGGAAGCUCCCAGGGUGUCCUGCUGCCGUGGUGGGAAGGACAGAGUCCUGGGCCUGGCUCCACCACCCCAUUCUUUCCUCCUAUUACCGCUGGAAACACGGGUUCUGAAGUUGUCACUGUUUACUUGGUCACCGUUCCCUGUGCGAGACCCAGCACAGCCCAGCAUGCCUUCACUGUCCACAUGCCAACACAGAACAGUGUUAGAGCAGCGGCUGACAGGAGCUGGGAUUACCAGAGUGACACACGAACCUCUGCCAGUGUCUUUUCCUUGAUGAAAAUGUCGUCACAGGCCCUGCCUAGCUGAGCCCUGCUAGUCCUUACCUGGAGAAAGUCCUCCAGUCACACCCAGGCUGGGGGAGCCAGCGCUUUGUCCCACAGUUAAGAGUUUUGCACCCCUGGUAAUGCCAAUGCCAAUGCCUCAGAAAACCCUCUGCAAAAGAGAUGUAGAAAAUGAGACUCUCUUCUUGGGGUGCCCGUGCCAGCCUGUACCAAGCAGAGCAGAGUGGCUUGUGGUAGCGAUGACACCGUGGGAGCCACUUACCAAGUGGCAUUCUUUUUCCCUGAUGCUGUCCCUAGUUGGCUGUGGAAGGGUGGGGCCUUCCAUGGAGGGGGUCAUCUCUCCAGAGACCUUUUUUCUUGCUGUGGCCAGUGGUCAGAAGAAUAGCCUGUUUGCUGCCCCAGAAUCCUGUCUCCCUACAGAAGAGGACACCCUUGUACCUCCAGGGUACACCCGGUUACUCGAAUCCCCACACAGCUCAGGUCCUACUCAGCCUUGUCCGUCAUCCAUCCAGGCUGUGCCGUUCCCCAGAGUCUUGGCCAUUCUAGCUCUUGAGUGGGGUGUUCUAUAUCCUGAACACUCAGCAAGUGGCCUCCCCUCUGUCCACAAGAGCCCAUGCCAUCUUCCUUUACUCAGCGCAGUGACAGGGACAGCAGGAUGAGCUACUUGUAGCAUGCAUGGUCCCAGGAAGGCAGGUCUUAGUGGAACAUAUGUUCAUUCAGUGCAGUCAUGCCAGCCAGGCCCUGCCUAGUGGGAAGAGGGUAGUUGGCUCCUCAAAAGUGGCCUGGAAGCUGGAGACAGAAAAGAGGGUCAAAUGCAGGAAAACCUGACCCAGGCAGGCUUACUGGAGGAAGCAGUGUGGGCACUGAAUCUGGAGAGACAGGGCUUCUGGAUGAAGGAUAGUAAGCAGCCUGUCAGUCCCUGGAGAAAACAAGGUGUGUUUUCACUUGGCUCCUGUUCCUGGAGCUCCCAGGAGACCCUGUGUGCUGGCCUCAGGGACAAGGAGUACGGAAGCUCCCAGGCAGCGACCUCGGGGAGAGGGGCUUGGGUGUGGAUGUGGGCAACUCUGUGGCCAUGGCUGUGUCUCCACCCUGCUGACCCCCUUGCUGUCCCCAC